AUGUCUCCCGACAGAGGUGCUAGUAUUGAGGACCCCCCUCCUCCGUAUCCACCCUCCUCCGAGGAAGAGUCCGGAGACGAUGUCAAGUAUCUUCCGGAAGGCCGUCAUUUCACACUCCGAGGUGUUGCUGCUGGUCUGCUUGUCGGACUGAUAAUAUGUUUCAGCAACAUGUACUUUGGUUUGCAGACCGGUUGGAUUUCCAUGAUGACCAUGCCUUCUAGUUUACUAGGUUUCGGACUCUUCAAGGCUCUAUCGCGUCGUCUGUCCUUCCCAUUCUCUCCUGUAGAAAAUGUCCUCGUCCAGUCCGUGGCCGGUGGCAUGGCAAUUAUGCCUCUCGGUUGUGGAUUUGUAGGUGUGAUUCCGGCUAUGGAGUACUUAUUGAAACCCUCGGAACAAGGGCCGAUACAUCUGAGCAUGUGGAAGCUAAUUAUUUGGUCUCUGGGUCUGUGUUACUUUGGCGUAGUCUUCGCCGUUCCUUUGCGACGUCAAGUGAUUAUCAGAGAACAACUGAAAUUCCCGAGUGGAUUCAGUACUGCUGUCUUAAUUGGAGUCCUUCAUGGUAGGGGACAAAACCAAAAUGGUGGUGCACUCGAUACGUCAAAGGCUGCAACGUUUGGGAGCUUAGCACUUGAUAGUAGACCACUUCUACGAGCCGAAGGAAGUGGUGAAGAUGAGACCGCCGAUCCAACCGAUGAACCCCCACGCGUUGAGACAAUAAAACAAUAUAGUUGGCGUUCUAAUAUCCGUCUGCUUUUGAUCACUUUCGGGGUAUCCGGAUUCUACACUCUAUUGACUUACUUCUUUCCCGUUCUCAGAAACCUCCCCAUCUUCGGAACCAUGGCAGCCGACACAUGGCUUUGGACUUUGAACCCAAGUUUCGCAUACGUCGGUCAAGGUAUCAUUAUGGGACCGUCUACAACAAUACAUAUGCUCGUUGGGGCUGUUGUUGGGUGGGGGAUUCUAUCACCUCUUGCUAAAUAUCGAGGUUGGGCACCGGGUUCGAUCAAUGAUUGGGAAACUGGCAGCAAGGGUUGGAUUGUCUGGACAUCUCUCGCUAUCAUGCUAGCAGAUGCAGUUGUCAGUCUGGGUUAUAUUGCCUUUAACCCUAUUAUUAAACGUGGACCAUCAUUUCUUGCGACGGUUAAGCAACGAUUUCAGCAAGACGGGCUGAAGGGCCUUUUAACUCGCAAACCCGUUGGUUAUGUAGCUGUCCGGGCUAGCGAGGAUGAUUCGAGACCCUUGGCUGGACCACGAAGCUCUGAGGAUAUUGAUAGCCUUCCAAGCCCAAUACUUGAACGUAGGAAUCCCUUCAAUACUGAGCCAAUUGGUUCCAAAAGAGCUUGGGAUGAAGACGAUGCCCCACCUGAUCAAUUGGUUGGGGAUAAGACUGUCAGCAUCGGCCUCGUUAUAUCGGUUCUCUUUUGCAUCGCCAGCAUACAUAUCACAUUCGGCGACCUAGUUCCCCUAUACGCAACCGUUAUAGCUGUUUUUAUGGCAAUGAUAUUGAGCAUUAUGGGAGUUCGAGCAUUGGGUGAGACGGAUCUCAACCCAGUUUCCGGAAUUAGCAAACUAGCACAGCUUUUCUUCGCCCUCAUUAUUCCACAGACCCACAAGUCGAGUGUCCUCAUCAACUUGGUAGCCGGCGCCGUCUCUGAAGCUGGCGCAUUGCAAGCUGGUGAUCUAAUGCAGGAUCUAAAAACAGGCCAUCUACUAGGAGCAGCACCUAAAGCACAGUUCUGGGGUCAAAUCAUCGGCGCGACUGUGGGGGCCGUCGUUAGCGCACUAAUCUAUAGACUGUAUACUGCCGUUUAUGAGGUUCCCGGAGAUCUGUUCCAGGUACCAACCGGAUUUGUGUGGAUCUUCACCGCGAGGUUGGUUACCGGAAAGGGGCUCCCUUAUAUGGCCAGGGAGUUCGCUAUCGGUGGUGCAGUCAUAUUCGCCUUUUUCACGGCCUUGCGGACGAAGGCAAUUGGAAAGAGCUGGCACGCUUAUAUCCCCGGCGGAAUCGCUGUAGCAGUUGGAAUGUACAAUGUUCCAUCCUUCACCUUGGCAAGGACAAUAGGCGGGCUUCUAAAUUGGUACUGGAGGGUACACCUACGAAAAGAGGAUACACCCCUCAUCGUUGUCGCAUCAGGCUUCAUCCUGGGAGAAGGUUUCUUGAGUAUCGUCAACUUGCUACUGCAGAGCUCUCAAGUUCCCCACCUCUGA
Molecule: messenger RNA, 2208 nt
Organism: Annulohypoxylon maeteangense
Lineage: Eukaryota; Fungi; Ascomycota; Sordariomycetes; Xylariales; Hypoxylaceae
Product: OPT superfamily oligopeptide transporter
Exons: 6
Coding region: 1-2208 (735 amino acids)
Cellular component (GO): fungal-type vacuole membrane
Molecular function (GO): oligopeptide transmembrane transporter activity
Source: RefSeq, a predicted model, not a curated record